Messenger RNA from Drosophila santomea, 240 nucleotides. RefSeq lists its product as uncharacterized. NCBI's taxonomy places the organism in Eukaryota, Metazoa, Arthropoda, Insecta, Diptera, Drosophilidae. The record is from RefSeq and is a predicted model, not a curated record.
AUGGCUCGAAAUGAAAAUAAAACACAAGCAGAAUCUGGCAGCGAGCGAGGAAAAUGGAAAUGGCAGGAAAAUUCAAAUCACAAACUCGGUAUUUAUUUGCGAAGCGUAAAUGAUUACCACUUAAAAUGUGCUCGACUGCCACCUAAAAACCAAUUGUUGGAAAAAGCACAACCAACCAACCAACCAAAACCGAGUGGGUGGUUCUGGGUGACUCGAAGGACACGGCAGCAGAAGGAGUAA